Molecule: messenger RNA, 618 nt
Organism: Pieris macdunnoughi
Lineage: Eukaryota; Metazoa; Arthropoda; Insecta; Lepidoptera; Pieridae
Source: the annotation of a GenBank genome assembly
AUGGGUUUUCUAGCUACAACCCUUGGCCUUUUAUUAAUUGUCACCACUGUUUGGUCAGAUGAAGCUCCAAAAGGUCCUAAAGUAACCCACAAGGUUAAAUUUGAUAUUAGUAUUGGGGAGCAAGCUAUUGGAACAGUUACAAUUGGUCUUUUUGGAAAGACAGUACCAAAAACAGCUGAGAACUUCUACCAAUUAGCCCUAAAACCUAAGGGAGAAGGUUACAAAGGCAGUAAAUUCCACAGAGUUAUUGAUAACUUCAUGAUUCAAGGUGGUGAUUUUACUAAAGGAGAUGGAACUGGAGGUCGUAGCAUCUAUGGAGAAAGGUUUGAAGAUGAAAACUUUAAGCUGAAGCACUAUGGUGCUGGAUGGUUAUCUAUGGCAAAUGCAGGCAAAGACACCAAUGGUUCGCAGUUCUUUAUUACUACCACUAAGACCCCAUGGCUUGAUGGCAGGCAUGUAGUUUUUGGAAAAGUGAUUGAGGGCAUGGAUGUUGUACGCAAGAUUGAGAAGACUGUAACUGGAGCCAAUGAUCGCCCAGUAAAGGAUGUUGUUAUUACAAACACUGAAGCCGAAAUUGUUUCAGAGCCAUUUAGCGUCACAAAAGAAAGUGCUCAAUAA